AUGGUUUUGCGUUGUGCGUGGGGAACAUGCAAUGCAGAUGAGAGAUAUCCCGAACGACUAAAUGGAGGACGAUUUAUUUUGUUCCCCAAGCCGAAGACGGAGCUAGAAAAAUGCAAGCGAUGGAUAAAAAACUGCGGAAGACCGCACGAACAGCUAAACUUGGAACGCGUAAACAAACAUAAGGCAGUGUGCUCGUCAGUAAGUAAGCUCUUUUGCUUGUUUCUUGAUAUAGCAUUCUCUACUAUAGAAAUUAAUUACCUGGAAUCUAUGCCUUAUCUUUAACAGCACUUUGUAGGUGGAAACGGACCAACUGAAAAAUGGCUAGAUCCGGUUCCAGCCGACGGCAUCCCACCCGUUCCAGCACGAAAACUGCCAGCAAAAAGAAGACAUGCAUCCCUUCCCAGUGAAUGUCCUCCGCCAAAACAGUUUCGGGCAAAUACUACCUGCCCUACGAGUGUGGAGGAGGGACAAGGGGAGGCUUCUGUUUCACUAUUAAUGUAAUUUUAGGUGUUUUGUGGCAUGCUAACCGAUCCACGAUCGAUCUUGGUCAAUUUGAAGCCAUAAGCAUAUAAGUAGGAUAUUAUAUUUUUAGGGAACAAUUGCCUACCUCUUAUAAAAUCCGCAUAGGUAACAAUAAUUUACAACAAAUUUUAUUGAUUACACUAGUUAAGUUAAGGAACUUAAACAUUGUUUUAAAGGGAUUCAAGUAUCCUUGAUUUGCCAGCAGAGGCCACAAACACGAACUUAUAUAGAGGAAACGAGCACGCAGACUGA
Molecule: messenger RNA, 774 nt
Organism: Pocillopora meandrina
Lineage: Eukaryota; Metazoa; Cnidaria; Anthozoa; Scleractinia; Pocilloporidae
Source: the annotation of a GenBank genome assembly